Messenger RNA from Penicillium odoratum, 2253 nucleotides. RefSeq lists its product as uncharacterized. The record is from RefSeq and is a predicted model, not a curated record. Bases 1 to 2253 code for a protein of 750 amino acids. Lineage: Eukaryota; Fungi; Ascomycota; Eurotiomycetes; Eurotiales; Aspergillaceae. The transcript has 3 exons. Gene Ontology annotation, molecular function: NADP binding; flavin adenine dinucleotide binding; N,N-dimethylaniline monooxygenase activity.
AUGCGAUCCCAAAAAGUUGCCAUCAUCGGAGCUGGGCCAUCAGGUCUCGUCACUGCAAAAACACUUCUACACAAUUUCCCACAUGGCACAUUUUCCCCCACCAUAUUCGAAAGUCGCCAUGAAGUUGGUGGUCUCUGGCCAAACCGUCCUUCAGGCACGGGGACCUUGGAUCCUUCCAUGCGUACAAAUCUCAGCAGGUUCACAGUGGCUUUCUCGGAUUUUUCCUGGGAAUCAGCACUGGGGACCUCUAACAUCCCAAUGUUUCCACAAGCAAGUCAGGUGGGACAAUAUCUGGACGAGUAUACAAACCGGUAUAUUCCGAGUGAUGUCUUGAGACUCGGACACCGGGUCUUGAAGGCCGAGCGAAUCGCGUCCGAGACUCGAUGGAGGAUUCAGUGGAGAAAAGAGAGGUUUGAUGGGAAGGUUCUAUCGGAUGAGAUCGAGUCGGAAGAAUUCGACCUCUUAGUUGUUGCAUCCGGGUACUUCGCUCACAAACACAUCCCCACGAUUCCAGGAUUGGAACAACUUCAACACGCCGGUCGAGUUGUUCACAGUUCCGAUCUCCAAAGUCAGGAGGGUCUUCGACACGAUCACAAUACUUUGGCUCGUGGAAAUGUCGCCGUUAUCGGCGGAAGUAUGUCUGGAGUGGAAGCUGCUUCUGCCGUUGCGCUUCACCAAUCAUCAUCGGCUCAAAGAAACACAAAAGACGACAAGCAUAUUGUAUAUCAUAUCCACUCGCGUCCUUUCUGGACUCUACCAACUCACCUACCCCAUGAGACUGAAGAAACUGUCUCCUUCUUGCCAUUGGACUUGUCAAUGUACGACCUCGGCCGUCGACCUCCAGGUCCAAUCGAGUAUGCAUUGGGAGUCAUACCCGAGGAAAACGCCGCAAAAACCAAUGAAUAUUUUAGCUCUUUAUUGGGAGCAGAAUACGAAAAGUUCGGAUAUAUGCAAGGAUCAAGCCCAAGUCAGAGUAUGAGUACUCGACCCUCGUGGGUGGCGAUCGGAAAUGACUACGCAGAGUUUGUUCGAUCGAAGGCCAUAAAACCCACAAUGGGUCGCGCAGUAUCCAUGCAGACGAACCCUGACACUAAAAUGGCUACCAUUGAAAUCAUUUCUGCGGAUGGACAGUCAGAGAGCUUGGAGAAUAUCGCAGCUGUUGUGGUGGCUACAGGAUUUACUCCUUUCAAGUCAUUAUCUCUCUUACCAACGGACGUUUUAUCCGCUCUGGAAUACAGCACCGAGGAUCCUUUCCUACCAGUUAUCUUGGAUAAGGGGAGUACAGUUCGCUCAGAGAUCCCAAAUCUUGGCUUUGUCGGGUUCUACAGAGGCCCGUACUGGGGAAUAAUGGAAAUGCAGGCCAGGUUCCUUGGAGCAGAAUGGAUGUUGGAAAUUCACCAGUCUGAGAAGACAGAAGCUCAGAGAGAAAUUUUGCGAAUCUUGAGAGAUCCGGGUGUAAACUCCCAGCGCGGACAGUUUCCGAUGGGGGACUAUGUUGGGCUAAUGGAGUCGUUUACUAAAGACUUGGGUAUUUGCCGUACAGCACUAUCAGAAAGUGACAGUCGGUCUGGUCCGGCUAUCCCUGCUCGGUAUCCCUACAACCACUCUGCCACGUCACGGGAAGAUCUUGAUGAGGAGAAGAAGCGCACAUUGGAUGCGUUGAAAGAUUUGUCCGAUCCAAGCCAUCCAAGCCUACAAGCUGCUGCUGCAUUAGCCAUCUUCCGAUCUCUUCAAGGAGCCUGGAAAUUCUCUCAAGAAAGGGGCUCAGAGAAAGAAUCCGGAACCAUCAUUUUCACUCCGCGAUACGCUUCAAACCCAGACUACGACCGGGAGUAUGUCUGUAGCAUCUUAGAUUCAGACUCCACAGAUAAGGUGUCAUUACCGUCUACAAGUCGCUCGAUUUUCCGAUUAUCGGAAUCUGGAGCUUGCGAUGGAACGCAGAUCGAAGUUUGGACAGGAGAUAUUCCAGUCAAUGAGACUGACGGGAACCCCCAGCAAUUGCAUCUAACCCCUUUCUAUCGCAAGCAAGUGGGUAAGAAAUACAUACCAGGAGAGUAUGUGAUCUAUGCCAAGGGUUACUCAAGAGCCUCUGGGGAGGAUCCUGCAGCCGUAGACAUUGCUCCAAGCAUGUGCGAGUAUAUUUUCCAUUUCAAAGGGGUCUCGAUUAUCACCUGGGAACGAGUGGAGUCAAAAAAUAGCCAUGUGGGAAGCAAAGAUCAACCAGUACAUAUACGAACUGUAUAUAAGAGAUAG